This is a messenger RNA of Ooceraea biroi (clonal raider ant), 2938 nucleotides long. RefSeq lists its product as uncharacterized. The record is from RefSeq and is a predicted model, not a curated record. NCBI's taxonomy places the organism in Eukaryota, Metazoa, Arthropoda, Insecta, Hymenoptera, Formicidae.
CAAAAUGUAUUGCCCUGACAAUGGUUUUAUUUAUGCAAUUAUAUAUCCAAUGAUUCGCAAAAUUAAAUAUAUUCUUUCCUUACAUUUUUCUUUCAGAUGGCCUGGUUUGAAAAACAUUCGACAAACAGAAAUGCAUAAAGGCUACUUAAGUGUUGAAGAAUUGAUAGACGUACGAGUAAACUGUAAGAAAGAAUUGUUGCAUUUGUUGGCUCAAAUGAGCGAAAAGUAUUACCACAAUGGUUCUGAUGAGUUCAUGAAGAAAAAUGUUAAUAUCUGCGCUUGUCGCACACACUUCCAAUGUUUUCUUCCGUUCCGCACUGUUUUUCACGAAGGCGUUUUGAAUAAUGAAAUUCUCGAUAUGGAAGAAUUUAAUUUUUUGGUUUAUCCACCCAAGACAACACAUCACUUGAAUUAUUAUUUAGUUAUGGAUGAAUUAACAAGUUUAAAUGAUCGGUGAAAAAGUGGAUAUAAGGACAACCUGACAAAUAUUUAUUACGGAAGAAUCCUUCUAACAUAUUUAAGGCAUUAUCAUCUAGAAAACGUAUGGCAGGAAUUUAUAAAUCGCCCUCCUAAACACCAGUUACUGGAAGAGAUAUGGACCUGGAUAAUAUCGCACAACAGGUGAUGAAGCAUCUUAAAGUUGAGAAUCCCAAGCAUCCAAUAUUCUCGGCAUCUCGUGAACAAUUCUCGAGGUGGAAAUACAAUAAUAUCUAUGAAAAUCAAUGGAACAACAGCGAGGGAAGACAGAUUAUAAAUAUUCUUUUCAACAUACUCUUGUACAAACCAACCUUCGAGGCAGUUGUACAUUCUUUAAAAUCAGAUCUCUUUCGACAAUACCUAUUAAUGAAAAAUAUCGAGUUUAAAACCGAGGACAUGAAUAUUGUACCGCUGAUAGUCAUAUUUCAGAGUGUUGCAAGAAGACUUGGCAUGUAUUGUGAUCUAGUAUCUUUUCUUAUAUCUGAUUUUCCUGCUUCUGAAAUUCUGAACCUGCCUAUAGGCAAACCAACGCCAAAUUAUGGGUUACUAACAUGGAAGCCAAAAUGGUUAAACUAAUUUUAAUUUCGAUUACUUAUACCUUUCCAUUUUUCUUUUAGUCGUAUAUAUACUUUUUUAUUAUUUUAUUUCAGUAAUGUAACAAACUCUGAUGACGAACACUGUCUUUAUAUCCAUCUCGAAAAGGGGAGAGGUGGAGCCAUUCUGAAUAAAAAUAACUUGUCCAGAAUUUAUGAGUCUACGUUAGAAUGUCCCAUAAGUUUUGAUAGAUAUCCCAGAAUAAAGUUGUUAGAGGUAAUUAUUCAUAUAUAUUGUAUUAAUUCUAGUAAAUAACAACAAUUCAUAAAUUUAACAAUAGGUAAAGGUAAUUAGUCACAAGCAAGUUGGCAUAGAUAUAUGUUAAAUUACUGACACAUUAAAGAGUGAGUCGCUUCUAAUUUCAAAACAUUUCUUUAUUUUCCAAAGUUUCGUACUCUUAGUUUAAUUUAUUAAUGCAAUGUUCGUUUUAGCUGAUGAUAAGUUUGGGUUCUCAUUAUGUGCUACAAAUGUAUGUUGAGUGGGUCGACUAUUAUUGUGGAAAUUAUAAUAAUUUCAACCCAGUGUUUGAAGAAGGAAGGUGGAUGCACAGGCUUCUAUACCUGGUAGAAGAGAGUUUGUCGAUCUCACAGACUCUUUAUAUGACAAGAAAAGAAGAUGUAUUUAAGUUCGUAGAUGAAUUGGAAAAGGUAUCUCAAUAAGGUUAUACGUAAAGAAAUAUCAUUUCCUGAAAGUUCCUGCAGUUUUCUUUUCUUUCUUUUAAACAUAAGAUACACUAAUAUAUCUUUUUCAUGAUAAGAAUAUAUCUAUGUAACAAAGAAUACUAGGAUUCAUUGUGUAUAUGAAUAUUUUAUUUAGUUUUACAUAAAACUUUUUAUUAGGGGUACCGAUAUGUCUUGAGAUAAGCGUACUUGUCACAUAUUUGUCAAAUACUAUAUCUGCAGAUAGAAAUGUUUCCACAAUAAGUAAAUUUCGUGAUUCCACAUAUGUGCAGGAUGAAUCUAGUGUUACGUGCUAUGCAAGAAGACACAUCGAUUUAAUACGAGUGAGAAGAAGGUAUAUAUAUUCUUAGGGUCUGGAUAUGAGGUAUGUUCGCGCAUUUCUAUUGCGUGUGUGUGAUACAUAAAGAUUACACAUAUGCAUAAAACAAGAAAAUAUAAGUAUAAUAUUCUGCGUAUAAUUAUAUGUUACUUCACGUCACGACGACAUUCCGAGAAAGAUCUUCUUGUGCAAGAUAAUGGGAGAGCUAGGCGAAAGAAAACUGUUUAAAAGUAAUGUACAAAGAUAGAUCCUAAUCGUGAUUCUGCAUCAUAUUUACCCAGCUGGCGGACGUUUGGGACGAUAGACUUACGUCUAAUAGAAUUUCCUUAGUACCUCAUCUCAUUAAAAAUGGUUGUUAUUUAUUCAUGAAGACAGUACAAGAGUACUUGUAUUCCAAUUUGCCUCCUUUGAAGGGAUUAUCUUUUUUGCGGAUGUGUUGUAUGUGAAAGUAAUUAAGUCUUUAUAAGUAAUUAAUUAUAAUAUUCUUAUAAUGAAAAUUAUAAGAUAAGUAUUUAUUAUCGUUAAUUAUUUGGUACAUUCUAGUAUAAAUUACGAAAAGAAUGUAUGAAAUACACACCCAAACCAAAGAAGAGGAAGGCUGAAAUGAAAUUCGCAGUUGGAAUGAUAGUGACAUGUACUUGUAACGACAGAACUCAUUCACGAUUAAGAUGCCAUAAAAUGCCACACGUGAUAAUAGGAUGGUCAGUGGUUGAUGAUUUGGUAAGGAGAUGGAACCAUUUGGACUGUCACUUAGCCAAGAAACAAAGUGCAUGGUACCUAGCCAUUCCCGCAAGCCGGAAUACAGUCGAGGAUACAUGUUAUAUUCGCGAAUGUAUAAACAAAGUGUUUUAAAUACAUGGUGUUAUUC